Messenger RNA from Beta vulgaris subsp. vulgaris (sugar beet), 468 nucleotides. Its product is annotated as protein FAR1-RELATED SEQUENCE 2-like. Gene Ontology annotation, molecular function: zinc ion binding. NCBI's taxonomy places the organism in Eukaryota, Viridiplantae, Streptophyta, Magnoliopsida, Caryophyllales, Amaranthaceae. The transcript has a single exon. Bases 1 to 468 code for a protein of 155 amino acids. Gene Ontology annotation, biological process: regulation of DNA-templated transcription. The record is from RefSeq and is a predicted model, not a curated record.
AUGGAAUACAUUACUGUCACUGAAGAUAGAAAGAAGAAGAAUUAUGAGGUCACUUUAGAUCCAAUGACUUUUGAUGCCAUAUGUUCAUGUUCACUAUUCGAGAGGGUUGGAUUGAUAUGUAGGCAUGUUCUUUGGGUUUACAAGGCCAAACAUUUGAAUAAGUUGCCCGAUAAAUAUAUCCUCACUCGAUGGACGAAGGAAGCACACAAAAGUCAUAUUCAUGAGUUUGAUGAAAAUUUUCCUAAAGAUUGUGGAAAGGUAGAAAUGAAGCAGAUAAAAUUAGGUGAAUUGUGGAAUGAAAUAUAUACAACCAUUGGUCUCGUUGAAGAAAGGGAUGAGGAUAUUGAUGCUCUAAUUGAAAAUCUAAGAGGCUUCAAGAAAUCCAUUAAAUCGGGUGAGGAUAAUACGUCAAUGACAAAAGACCAAGUCAUUCAAGAAUUGAUAGGAUGUAGUGCUCCAACGAGGUAA